AUGAAAAACAGCCACUCUCAGUCACACAGUUUGAAUGUGAGCCGUCAAGCCUCUAAACCCCGAAACCAGUCCCUAUCUAAAAGCAUGCAUGUCAGUAACAAAUCUUCAAAGCUACUUCCCCCAAUAAAUCAUCAUCUUGUUCCUAUUCACGGAGAUGGAACGCCUAUACUUUCCAAGAAUUCAAGUUUUUCUCAAAAAUCAGGGUUUUCUCAAUGAGAAAUUUAUCUAGCCCAAAAACCUCUAACUAUAACCCUUGGCUAUCGAACAAAACCAUUAGAAAAAUAACUAAGUUUCGGGUUAAUUAAAUCCCUUUGUGAGUUGUUUAGCAUAAAUAUUUUAAAGAAAUGAUGGCUUGACAUAUAUAAUUAGUUUGCUAAAAUUUCUGAUCAGCUCCCACGAGCCAAAGAUGGAUUCCACGUGUGAAAAAUCCGGAAAUUCCACGUGAAAACCCAUUUUUGGCUCGUGGGAGCCGAUCAGAAAUUAAGCCAAAAUAUUAUGACUGAUGAUUAUGAUGGGAUAUCUAGCUAUACCAAUGAAAUUUCAGAUAAUUUGCAUUCUAAAAACAUAAAUUUUAUAAAUUGAAUUAGAUUUUCCCUUUUUAACAUUUAAAAUUUGGGUAAAAAAAAUUAAACCCCUCCAUUUGCGAGCCAAGAAAACCUUCAAAGAGUAAGAGACAAACAAAGAGAUAUUAUCUCAAAACUGCAUAGACGAAUUAAAGAUCAUAGAAUAUAUAGCGAUUUCUUAAUUCAAAAAAACGAAGUUGAAAACAAUGACAGGAUCCUGAGAUCACUUUACAAUAAAGCAACAAAUAUUUUCUUUAAUUAA
Molecule: messenger RNA, 825 nt
Organism: Blepharisma stoltei
Lineage: Eukaryota; Ciliophora; Heterotrichea; Heterotrichida; Blepharismidae
Source: the annotation of a GenBank genome assembly